Messenger RNA from Poecilia latipinna (sailfin molly), 5457 nucleotides. It is a transcript of the gene palm2akap2, whose product is annotated as PALM2 and AKAP2 fusion. The coding region runs from base 750 to 4307 and encodes 1185 amino acids. NCBI's taxonomy places the organism in Eukaryota, Metazoa, Chordata, Actinopteri, Cyprinodontiformes, Poeciliidae. Gene Ontology annotation, biological process: regulation of cell shape. The record is from RefSeq and is a predicted model, not a curated record. The transcript is spliced from 12 exons. Gene Ontology annotation, cellular component: membrane.
GCUUGUUUGCUUGUGUAUUUUGGACAUUGUACUGCAUUAAUGAAACUGCACAAUUUAAGGCUGCAGUAAUGAGAAAACGGAACAAAUGUACACUCACACACACCCGCAUGCACGCACGCAUACAUUGAAAGUGCAAUAACUUGACCCUGAACUGUGUUUGUGUGUAUCUGCGUGGCGGGUGUGUGAAUAAUAGUCUCGCUGAGGCAGGAGAGAUGGAAGCCAGAGCUCGCUCCUGAAUCCCCCAAACACACAGCCGGCCAGCCAGACGCACGCACACGCAUCCACAUAGACAUAAAUAUACAUGCACCGAACCAAAAGUAACUCACACACACACACGCACACACACAAUGAAGCUCAGCGAGACUAUUGAAGCUCACACAUACACACAAGGCCAUGACUCUGCACCUUCUAGUCGCUGCCUUUAUCUCCCCACUGUUCACCAACAAGCCUCGUAAGCCCCUGAUGCAUUGUUCCUGCAGACACACACGUAUAGACACACAUACGGACAGACAAAUACACAAUCAUGGACUUGCACACACUUCUGCUGCAUAAGCACUGUACCUCAGGGGUACCAGUGUUGGCACCAACACAGAAACCGAGAGGGAGAGUGGGACGGUGUUUAUGUGGAUGGGGUGGUCAUGGUCGCGCAGGGGUGGGGUUAGUUUUCCUUUAGAGAGGCAGGGCUCUGUGCGUGUGUGUAUUAUUUUCGCACGGGUGUGGCUUUACAUCACUGAGAUGCUGCCGGCAGAAUGUCCGCCCCCGUCUCGGACUACUCGGAUCCCGAUCCCAACCACCUAGACCUGGCCGCUUAUCUCCGGAGCGGCCGACCCGCCUCUGGAGAGCACACCACGUCAAGACCCGCAAUGUUCGCCAUGGAGAUCAACGUUCAGCACGACCCGAAGACCGGCGAGCAGCGCAUCCUGUCGGCCAAUCGCGUCAGCCCGUUGGAGGCGGCUUUGCGGGGGGUCAAGGUCUACGACGAUGGCAGGAAAGUCGUCUACGAGGUCACGUCCUCUGGGGGCGUCUCCACCAGCACCGUGGAGAACGGCUGGAGCUCUGCGCAGGUCGAUGAGUUAGUCCAGCGAGCUGCCAGGCCUUCACAUGCAGGAGGAGGAGGAGACAGCGGGAGGGGUCAGGUGACGGUAACCCCGGUUCCGCGUCAAGCUUACGUUUCUCCUGCUGAUGUUGACGAUCUGUCGCCACCCUCCUGUGCCCCACCAUCCAUUCCUUCCAGUCCACCAGCCCAGGUCACCCUCCAAAGGGAAACCCGGCUGGGCAUGAUGCCCCCUCCCUCUGCUCCCAUUACAACCCAACCAGGUUCAUCAGCCAAUCAGAGCAACGAGCUCAGCCCCAUGCCCCAAGCCAGCACGGAGCACCCCGUCACCAUGGUGUUCCUCGGCUACCAGGACGUUGAGGACACAAGUGAGAGCAGGAGGCUGCUCGGCUUUGACGGUGCGGUCAAGGCCGAGGUCGUGCUCAUCGACGAAGACGACGAGAAAUCCCUGAGGGAGAAGACGGUCACCGACAUCUCCAUCAUCGACGGCACCGCCGCCGACCUGGUGUCGGGACGGCCGGCCACGUCCGAGGCCGUCAGCACGGAACUGUCGUCUGACGGGCGCGAACCGGACAGCGCGUCCUCACCCCCUGCAAACCCAGAAGCAAACAUAGCCCCGCCGCCCGGCCUCACCCCCGCCACAGGCUACAACCAAGAGGCCACCAUAAAGACAGCAAAUGGCUUUGAAGCUCCUUUUCCAAGGAUAGACCACCAAACUGCCAUGAACCCUUGGUGGGCAGCCGAGGAUGCCACUGACGCUUCACCAAGAGAGCGAGCCGUGAAGAGUGUCAGUUUCCAGGAAUCAGUCAGCGUUAUCACUGACAGGCCUGCAAACAUGGAGCUGGAGAGCCAGCAGAUCCAACAUGGCUGUCUCAGAAGCCCCAGCAACCAAGGCCAGAGUGUAGUUGUGGAAGCGGAGACGCCAGACAGCGAGGUGAUGCAAGAGAUCUGCUACCUGGACCAGGUGCUGGACGCAGCUUCAGAGACUCCCACCAAUGGAAACCCCUCCCUGUCAGAGCAUAAAAAACCAAUCAGUAUCAACGGCACAUCUUCUUCUGUGUGUGUCUCUGACAAUCGCCAAUCAAUCACUGUGGAGGAGCAAAGGUCGAGCAUGUUCCCCGGCGGGGAGUCCGCCGUAAGAACUAACGGUCACGUCCAGGGAGAUGAGUCGGGGCACGGCGCGGUCAAGUUUGAGUUGCGAGCGUUUCAGGAGGAGAGACGACCAGCAAAACUCUUCACACCGGGAGAGGAGCAGCAGGUCAGGGUGACGAGGAGGCGACCGUCAGAGGAGGUUCAGGAACUGGAGCGCGAGCGCCAGGAGCUGAUCAAAGACCAGGCAGUCAAGAAGAACCCUGGGAUUGCACAGCGCUGGUGGAAUCCUCCUCAGGAGGUGCCUUUGGAAGAGCAGCUGGACGGAGACCAGUUGGAAUCUCUAAAGAAAUAUCAGGAGAGAAAGCAGCGGAAACAAAAUCAUCCCUAUCCAUAUGCUCAGCCCCACAUGUCCGGUCCCCCAACGAUGGUGACCUUUGAUCCUGAUGUAACCAGGAAGGAGGACAUUCUGGAGGAGCAGAUUGAUUUCUCAUCUGCCAGGAAGCAGUUUCUGCAGGGAGACGCUGCCAAGAAGAGCAUAACUCCUCAAUUGUACUCUGCCAAACCUUUCUGUAAAUCGGGAACCAGGAGCAGCCCAGGCAUCAGCGAGUUUGUUGCAGAAACCGGAGAGACUCACGUGACGUGGUCUGAUGAGGGGCUGGCAGAAGAAUUUACCUGCGCCCGAGCCGUGAUGACGAUCCUGCCGGAGCAGGACGAAGGAAAAGAUCUCAGCCAACCGUUCCACCCAGAAGAGUUUGACUCUGGGUUGGAUGAGCUGUCCGUCCGCUCUCAGGACACGACUCUCUUCAGUUUGGAUAAUGUUUCAGACAGCGGGGCGUCUCUACCCCCGACUCCAUUACCACUCACCCCAGUAUCGCCGCCCACCCCUCAGCCCACAACUCCGGUCAACGGGCAGAGCGCCGGCGGCGGCCCAAACGAAGACGAGUUGGAGUUCCACGCCGGGGUCCUGGUCCAAAACGCCAUCCAGAGCGCUCUCGCCGCUCAGAAUGGAGGUGAGCUGAACUCCUCCCAACUUAGCGGCCCGGUGUCUCCAUCCUCUGCCUCCACAAGCAGCCCAGUGCCAGUCUCAUCCUCACCUGUGUCUUCUACUGGAGCUCCCAGCUUCCAGUCGCCUGCGUCUUCCAGUCCCGCGCCGUCCAUCCCGUCCCCGCAGCCGGACACACAGUCUGGUGAAAGAGUGGCGUCGGAGUCCUCCAGCUCAUCCCGACUUUCCCAGCUCCAGACUCCUUCUCCUCCGCCUUCCCAGCCCGUUUCCCCACCGCAGAGGCCCAGAAACGGAGGCCCACGGAUCAAAAUCCAGUCGUCCUACACGCGGGCGCUCGCCUCCUCGGCUCCAGCUCCGACCCCCGCUCCCGCUCCCGCUCCUGUUCCGGCUCACGUCCCCAGGCCGACCCCCGUCUACCGCCCCCCAUCUCCUCCGAGCCCGGAGAAGCCGGAGUUCAGCUACUUCAGUAAGUACUCUGAGGCGGCUGAGCUCCGCAGCACGGCGGCGGCGUCUAAAGGCCCCGAGGUGGAAGCGGCGGCUCAAGGCCCGUUCCGCCUGCGCUCUAAAAAGCAGAAAACUUUGUCCAUGAUUGAGGAGGAGAUCCGAGCCGCUCAGCAGAGGGAGGAAGAGCUGAAGAAGCAGCGGGAGACGCAGCCUGCCGUCGUCUUCCGGCCCAGCGGCGCGCCCAGCAACAGUCACGGACCAGUGAGGACGGGAGUGAGACAUGGCACCAUUACACCCGCAGACAAGAUGAAGAGCAACAGCCUGCCAGCUAGACUCACCUUGACAGCACGGACGGCGCCAGGGAAAAUUGAGAAAGUUCGGCCCGCACCGCCGGUCUCCCCCUCCCCCUCAGAAGGGGCUCUGUCUGAUGCCGGCAGCGAGGAUUCGGGAGGAUCACGACCCAAAAACUUGAUGCAGACGCUUCUGGAAGAUUAUGAAACGCACAAGGUGAAGAGAAAAGAGAAGAUGGAGGACAACAGUUAUGCACAUUUGUUGCGGGCUAAUGAAGUAACCACUGAGGUUCUGGAGGCAACAAGGAUGACCAGGAGGAAGAGCAACAUGGCGCUGAAGUGGGAAGCCGGUAUCUAUGCCAACGAGGAAGGAGAGGAGGAGGAGGAGGAGGAGGAGGAAGAAGAAGAGGAGGAGGAAGAGUGAACAACUCUUUUCAGGGACUGUGAAGAAGGAGACAGAGUGGGAUGAUGAGGAUGACGGGGGCAAAAGAAUGGAAAAUUAACCAGUAUUUAUUAUGCUUAACUGUAUCCUGAUGAUCACAUGAUGCCAGAUGAGACGCAUCAGUUUAGGGACCUGAGAACUGAAGGUGUAACGGUGAGGUUGAUAGUUGAUAGCUGACAUGUUAGAAGGGUUUUUACGGAGGUUUGAUGAUGAGGUUUCCACAACCUGGUAGACGCUGAGUGACUUCAGUCUUUUUUUUUUUUUUUUUAUCUAUUUGCAGUUUAAUGAUUGAACUAAGAGCUAAGAUGUAAAGAUUGUUUCCAGAGAGUUUCUGAAUGGACUUGCGGUUGUUUUAGAAAACCCUGAAGUCUCAACAGGAAGAGAACCAGGUGUGUGUGCGCGUGCGUGCGUGCGUGCGUGCGCGUGUGCGUGUGUUUUUGUGGAAAGAAAGACGAAGCCAAGAGAAAGCAUGAACACACUUUUGACAUUUCCGACAUUUUUGAACCUUUUACAACGCUGCAGAAGGACCACAGUGUCUUUGAGGAACUCAACCAAAGGGCACCACUGACUCUCAAACCCACGUUGUUUUAGGAUGUGCACACAUUUUGUCAAGUGUUGGUGGGAACUUCUACACUUGUUUAAGCAUCUUUAUUAAAUUUAAAGUGCCGGAUCGACAGCAUCCCUGGAUUGUUAAAUGCUGGUAAGUAAAUCUGCCACACAAAAAAAAAAAAAAAUAGCAAAAACUAUCUCUGCCUUAGACUAUCAGUAGUUGCUGCGUAUGAUGUAUUUGAUUCUCUUCUAUAUGUAUCACUUCACCUUCAAUAGGACCUAGAGAGAAGACGGAACCACAUCAGACUGAAAGUUUGUCUGUAAUCUCUAAAUUUAACAGAUUUUUUAAGAUUUAAGGUAGACUUAAGUGUUUGUUUUAUAUUCUGAAGAUCACUUACUUCAAUUUAGUUGGCUUCGUUGACCUGUGCUUUCAGAUGUAAGAGGUUGUUUCAUGUAUUACAGAGAAGUGUUUCUAAUGUGUGAACAUGUGGCUGAGGAUACAAUUUGACUUGGAAUACUGAAAAUGUUUUGUAUAAAAAAAAAAAAAAAGGUCGUUAUACCAAAACAAAUUUUUAUUUUGAGG